AUGGGGGACAGGUGCUGCGAUUUGCCUCCGUGCAUUGCUUGGCAAAGUUAUUCCAACAGUGCCCUUCUUCAGACAGUGCAGGAGAUCACCAGCGUUUUGCAGGAACGUCUGCAAGCUCCAGCGACUUCCAGGCCUGAGACUGGCACCUCUGGAGCUCAAGGCAGUGCAGGGUCCGCCAACGAGCAGGGCUUGGUGAGACCGUGGAGUUGUGGCUUCACCUGCCGCUGGAGGGUCACACCUAUCACUCCUGCUACGAGCAUAGACAUCGACGAUGAGGAAAAGAUGGAAGAGCAGGAUGUUGAAAGCGGUGAUGACGUUUUUGGCAGUACAGGUGCUCAGUUUGAGAUGACUGGUGAACAAUUUGAACCAAUGCAUUCAUGGGAAGAUUUUGAACACCUGGAAUCAUGUGCAAAGGACGCCAAUACUUUUCCUCCUGUUUUUCCUGGUUCUUUUGCUGCACAGCGUGAUACUGGAGACCAUGUCAAGUUUGUGGACAAAGGUACCUCUUCAGCAAAAGUGGAGCCUGGCAGGUUGGAGCGAGUUGCGUCAGCUGCACCUCCUGGGAUCGUUUCAGAAGCAUUGCGUCUUACAGACAAGAAGACGCUUUUGUACCCAUGGGAGAAAGGUAGACUUGGGCGCAUCUUUGGACAGCAAGGGCGCCUUUCAUUAAAGAAGCCCAAGUUGAAUCCAGGGGUCAACAAUUUUGUCAACGUGGGCAUUGGUAUCUCUGAUGGAUUUCAUCUUGAUGGAACGGUGACAGUGCAAACUACGCUGCAUGAGGCGGCUUUGUACAAGGCCGUGGUCAAGAACAUUGUAGGUUGCACAUUCACUGAAGAACGUGCAUCUCAAAGAGAACAUGCAUUGCAUCAAUGGUGGGACUUGCUGCGUUUGAACAUGGCUGCAAGUGACCCGGGCCGUGCUGCAGUUCAGGAGAAGGGCCUCUCCGAGGUUUUCAGAUAUGGGCUAGAGCUGCUUGACGCCACCUUCGGCCUCAAAAGUCCCGGCACAUUACUCAAAAGACUUUGUGCCAUCAAACUCUUCAACCAGUGGCAGAUGCGCAAUUUCACAGAGACCUGGAUCCCAUUCUCUGAACAACGUGUUUGGGCCUACAUGCGCGACUUGAAAGAAACCAAGGCUCCCGCUUCGAGAGCAGUCAGUCUUCUGGAGUCUAUACGCUUCUGCCAUUAUGUGCUCAAAGUGGACGGUGCCCUGAGCGUAUUGGAAAGUUUGAGAAUCAAGGGACUAGUUGACCGCAUCUUCAUUGGUCACCUUCUGCAUAUGCUGUAUGCUCGGGCUCGCUUCAGUGACUUGCUGGCGGUGACAGAGCUCUUCAUUGACGCUGAGGGUGCUUACAUUGAAGUGAGCGCAACCUUGCACAAGGGGGCCAGGAGUAUGGACGCGAAGUCGAAGUUGCUUCCGAUUGUGGCUCCUGCAGUUGGCAUCAAUGGUGACAGUUGGGCAAAGGAGUACCUGGAGCUGAGACACAAGCUCGGCCUGAAAGAUCCGGGUAGCACAGCCACGCCAAUGUUGUUGGCACCAAAGCCCGGAGCCAUCGGUUGGGAAGACAGGUAUAUCACAUCCCAAGAGUUGAACUCGUUUCUCAAAAGGAUUUUUGCUUCUGGAGGUAGGCCCAUUGCAGGGCGAAAAAUCACCACACAUUCGUUGAAGGCCACUGGAUUGUCUUGGUGUUCGAAGCUGGGCAUCUCCGAAGAACACCGUGCCAUCCUUGCCAGGCAUGCGAAAAGUGUGCAAGGUGCAACUGUUUUGUACUCGCGUGAUUUGCUGUCCAGUGCAUUGCGAUCCUUUGAGCGGGUUUUGCAGUCCAUCAAGGGACAAACAUUUCACCCUGACAAGUCGAGGUCUGGCAUGAUAACACCUGCCAGGGCCACGCCUGCUGGUGCUCCUUCUACGCCGCUCCCUCCAGUGGCACCUGCGUUGGGCACCGUGGGCGCUGCAGCAACUCCCUUUGACAUGGCAGGUGAACAUCUUGUUCGAGAUGUGCAGGAAGCUGGCAAGCAAGUGGACUUGGAGCACUUGCAUGAUCGUUUCAGGGCUGGGUACGAAGAUUACUCGCCUGGGACCGCUGUGAACUCUCCUGCAGUCAAAGAGGAAUUUGUCUGGCCAGACGUGGAGUGGGAUGGUGCCGUCAUUGACCUCGAAGAACAGCACGACCUCCUCACUGCUUGGCAGUCAGGCUCGGAAGAAGAGUCCAGUGGAUGCUCGGACUCCAGUGAGGACACAGACUUUGAAUGGGACUUGGAUGAAGAAGACGAUGCAGAAGUCCCGAAGCGCGGUGGCGUAGUCGUCAAGUGGUUUAUCAAUGUGAAGACGAACGUCAUCCAUGAAAAGCGCAAUGAAACCACUUUCAGGUGUGGCAGACCGAUGAGUCAGACCUAUGUGGCUGUGCCUGCACUGACAGGCCUUAGAUGUGGAACGUGCUUUGCGCAUAGCAUCUGA
Cladocopium goreaui is the source of this 2457-nucleotide messenger RNA. The record is from the annotation of a GenBank genome assembly. Lineage: Eukaryota; Dinophyceae; Suessiales; Symbiodiniaceae.